AAGCAAGAAAUGGCAGACUUCGUCGUCGCUUUGAUUUAGUGUCACAUUUACUAUUACUUCUGUGAAAUAUACACCUUUUCUGUGGAUGCUCGAGGGUGAAACCAUGUCCUAAUUGACAUUCAUGUAAUAAAUUGCUGCAGUCUGAGAAAGGUAUUCUAAAUGCCAGACACAAUGUGGCACGAGGCAAGAAAGCAAGAGAGGAAAAUACGGGGUAUGCUGGUGGAUUACAAGCGGCGAGCAGAAAGGAGACGAGAAUACUAUGAAAAAAUCAAGCAAGAUCCAACACAGUUUAUUCAAUUACAUGGCCGUCCCGUCAAGAUUCAUUUGGACCCAGCUGUUGCCUAUGCAGCUGAAGCUCCAGGAAGCAUGAUGCCCUGGCGAGGUGAUGCAGAUUCCAUGAUAGACCGUUUUGAUGUUAGGGCUCAUUUGGAUGACCUGCCACCAACUUCAGUCACCUCACCUAAACUUACUCCAGAAGAGGAUUGGGAGGAGCGUCAGGCAAAUUAUGAGCGCUAUAGGAUUCUCAUUCAAAAUGAUUUUCUUGGGAUUAAAGAGGAGAAGUUCCUGCAUCAGAUUAGACUGGAAGAGCAGUUUGGUCCAAUAGUUAACAAGGCAAUUGAAGAGGAGAAAAAAGCCUUGGCACCUAAGAAGGCUGCUAUUGCAUUCUCGUAUACAGAAGAACUUGAGGAAGAGAAUGAAGAAAGGCCUGGUUCUGCCAAUGCUGAUCCUUUGGUAGAUGGAGCAGAGGAAGUGGUUGCUGAAGGAUCAGAUGAUGAUAGUGAUAGUGAUAUUGAUUUAGAUUUAACAGUGGAUGUGAUGUCGCUCUCCAACACUCAGCAACAGGAGAUGAAUCUUUCGGGAGUGGAGUAUGGCCUCAACCAAGAGGAUUUCAUGUCUCUCAUAAGUCGUGAUCUUCAGGAAGCUGAAGAAUUGAGGGUAGCAAAGGAACACGAAGAUGAAAAGGCUAUGUAUUCAGGUCGCAAAUCACGGAAAGAAAGGCGUGCACUGAAAAAGAAACACAUGGAUCGUAAAUUUAGCCCACCAAGUUAUGCUGCUAGGGCAAGCCCUACUUAUGCACCCUAUCGGAGGUCGUCAUCUCGUUCCAAAUCCCGUUCCCCAACACCACCAGCUGCUGGGACUAUAAAGUUCAUCACUAGCUUUGGUGGAGAAUCUGAUGGGGCAGGAACAGAUGAUGAUGGUGUUACAGGUGUUAUUAUCUUACCCAAGGAACAGCGUUCAGCUCGUGAUCGGCGUAAGAAUCGCUGGGAUCAAAAGUCAAGAGAGAGCAUGAGUCAGCGUUCUGGCAGCUCUGGACCAAGUGGCAGUCAUGGAACAUCCUCAGGCCAUUCAUCUUCCUCUUCAAAGAAACGUCGCCACGUGUCUCGAAGCCGAUCAAGGUCACGUAGUGGUUCCAGCAAUUUGUGUCGUCGGCGACAGAGGUCCCGUUAUUCUCGCUCACGUUCUCGUCACUCCAGAUCCAGGUCUCGCACCCGUCGUUCGCGCCGAACUAGGUCGUGUAGUAGAUCUCGUUCACGAUCAAGAUCUCGAGAAAGACAUGGUGUCAGCUGGAGGAGGCACACAGGAGGAUCUCAUAGAAGGUCGUAUAGUCGUUCUAGAUCUAAUUCAAGGUCAAAAAGUGUAAAUAAGAAGAGUCCCUCUCCUAAAGGCAAUAACAGUACCACUGUUGCACCAGCAUCUCGUAUUGGUCUGCGGGUGUCUCCAGACCCCCCUGUGAAAUUGCCUUCACCGCCAUGCCGUCGUUAUUAUGGACGACGGGGUGCAGAGAGCCAUUCAGAAACUGCCUCUGAAUCAGAGACAGAAGACUCUAAAGCUUCAAGUACAAAUGCAGCACAACAGCAAAAUAGUGGUGGUGUCAAAUCUAACAAUAUGGUGGCCUCAUCAACUGUGGGUAAUGGGUCCUCUGCCGCCAAAGCUGCAGUCAAAUUGACGCCCCAAGAAAGGUUAAAAAAGAAGAUGCAAGCUCUUCUCAGAAAGCAGUUCAAGGCGGAUAAGCGUCUUGAAAGAGAAAGGGCAGAAAAAGCUGAACAGGAACGUCAAGAUAGAGAAGAGGAAUUGAGGGAAAUGGCCAUCAGAUUACGAAGAAGAGAGCGAGAGAAACGCCACAGGCUUCAAGGUGAAGACUCUAGUAGUAUGGGUUCUCGGUCUCGCUCUGGUUCACGUUCUCGAUCUAAUUCCCGGUCAAGGUCACGCUCACCUUCUCGACAAAGGUCAAGAUCCAGACAGAGGUCAAGGUCACAGCAAAAAACUAGGUCACGUCAUGAGUCGAGGUCAAGAUCAAAAUCACCUCUUUCUCAAAAACAAACUAGCUCUGGUAGAUGGGGAGCUGAUGGAGUUCGUAACAGAGAACGUAACAUUGCAGAGUACAGUCGUGAGCAUUCUGGUCGUCAGUGGGAUUCUUCUCAUAAGGACUCCCAAUCUUCUCUAAGGUAUCGAGAAGUUGUUAAAAGAAGAUCAAGAUCCCACAGUCCUGCAAGUCGCUGGGACAGAGAUAGAGACCAUUAUAGUAGUCGACGCAGUCGCAGUAGAAGUCGUGGUAGAGAUUAUGUUUCUAGUGGAAGAGUCAACAGUAGCAGUAGCAUUAGAAGAAAAAUGAGCAGGGAUUAUGAAAGGCCAAAAGAAGAACGCUCAGAGCGUGAUCGAGGUGAGAACUAUAGAGAGCAUCAAAGUACGUCACAGAGGGAUUAUCAGCACCGAAGCUACCAUCAUCGAGACAACCAGAGUUCAAGAGACAGCCAUCGUGACUAUAACCGAGAUUAUUCUCAACAAAGUAAACACCAGCCUGCAAAUCAGAGUUCAGGAACAGAAGACAGAGAUCCCAGUGGCCGCAUAGGAAGAAUACGCUUAGUUGAUUAUUGAUAGACAGAAGAUUUAUCUCAAUUCAUUAAGGUCGGAAUGUGAAAACUUAUUUUUUUAAUGAGAAAGAAAGUUUGAUAAUGUAAAAAAGCACUAAGCUUGAUACAUGAUGAAAAGCCUCUCCUUUGUGAAGCUUGACUGUUUACAAUGCCAUUGUGGACAGAGCACUGCCAAUGAUGAUCCUAUGCAUGGGUAGAAGGAAUAUUGCUUUAAUAUAACGUGUAUAUUUAUCUUGAAAAUAUAGAGCAACUGAUAUUAUCUGGAUUUAGUUUUGGGAAUUGCCCUUAGCAGAGGGCUAUUAAGUUCACUGGUAGACAGUUUGUUGUAAUUACAUUUCCUAGGAUAUAUAAUGUAAUGUGUCAUUUAAUCGAAUUUGAUAUGGUAAUCUGUAAUUAUCUACCUUACAUAGGUGCUUUCGAAAUCAGUACUUUUGAUAUACAGUAACAGUGAAUAUAUAAUAAAUAUAUAAGAAAAUGCCAGUGGGACUGACAUUUUUGUCAAUUUACUUAAGGACUAUAUUCUCCAUCUAAAAACUAAUAUUGGUAGCAUCUUUCAUUCUGGCAGGUAUUCUGAACAUUUUACAUGACUUGAUUUUAUAUAGUAAAGUGUCACUCUGCUAACAAUAUAUUUUCUGAUGUGGUAAUAUUAUGACCUCAAAUUAUUUCGUAGAUACAAGAAACUGAACAAAAUGUGGUAUGAGUAGCUCAGUUUCAUAACUUAGUAAGCUACAUAGUCAUAAGUCAAGGUUUGCACAGCUAUUUUGCCUCGCACAUUUACAUUUUCCAGUAUAACAGUCAGUUAAGUUUACUACUUUUACCCUAGUAUUGCAAAGAUUAAGUGUGGAAGAUGAAACAAUAAUGGUUGGUCUUAAUAGUCAAAAGAAAAUAACACAUUAAAUGUUUCCGUGAUAUUAUUGGUGAUGAUCCCAUAAUGCCAUAGUUAAUUUUGGGUCUAGAAGAUAUGGGGAAAAAAUAUAACCAAUUGCUAUAUUGGUUGUAGCUUAAGUUGUUUUAUCAUUCAUUAAAAGUAGUAAAAGAAAAAUAUAUUGCCAAAUUAUGAGUAAAGAGAAAAUUGCCAGUAAACUCCGAUUACUUCUUUUGGGCAAAACAUUUCAGUGUGUUUGUGAUAUUUCAAAAAGAAAUUGAAAAAGGGGAAGUAAGAUUAAAGUUGUAAUUUCUUUGUUCAGUUAUUGAAGGUACAGCAUUUGAAUUUGUGAUUGGGAAGCAUAAUAAGUGUAUGAAGAUGAAAUAAUAUAGGAAUUGAAAUUAAGGGAUGUGGGUAAAAAUGUUAAAUAUUAAUUGACUGCAUUGGAUUUGGAUAAGUAUACCUGUCAAAUACACUUGUUUUAAAGAUAGUUUUCCCACUUACAGCAUGUAAAGGAAAUGUUAUUUAUUAGGAGAUAAUAUUGUUUACAGUUAUGAUAUUCUUAACAACUUAACAGCAUUAUUUUUGACUUCAACUUUGUAUCAUAUUAUGACCAGAUCAGGAGUAUCUGUUUUGGUUGGAUUAUGACUUUCUUUGAGAUUAUUUGCUUUGAUUAUGAUGGGCUAUAAUUUUCACAGGUUACAAAUUUUCAGUUUGAGCUUUUUCCAAGAAUGAUUGAGUUGAAUGUGCCAUAUUGGAUUACUCAAGUGAGAGUCAAUUCCUUUACUAGUGUACCUGUGAUAUAGCAUGAAUGUUGUAUUUUAUUGGUUAUUCUUUGCCAGAGGUUGUUGAUGAGCAAUAUUGGAAAAAGUAGGAUCAAGUUCCCCUAUCGAAAGCUGUAUGCAGUCAUUCAUUCUAGAGGGUUUGUGCACAUGAAAGAAUAUAUGUAUACAGUAUAUGUAAAUACUGUACAUAGUGUGUAUAUAUAUAUAUAUAUAUAUAUAUAUAUAUAUAU
This is a messenger RNA of Macrobrachium nipponense, 4753 nucleotides long. RefSeq names its product CLK4-associating serine/arginine rich protein-like. NCBI's taxonomy places the organism in Eukaryota, Metazoa, Arthropoda, Malacostraca, Decapoda, Palaemonidae. The coding region runs from base 160 to 2877 and encodes 905 amino acids. The record is from RefSeq and is a predicted model, not a curated record. The transcript is spliced from 18 exons.